Molecule: messenger RNA, 1853 nt
Organism: Odocoileus virginianus texanus
Lineage: Eukaryota; Metazoa; Chordata; Mammalia; Artiodactyla; Cervidae
Source: RefSeq, a predicted model, not a curated record
CUUCGGAUCCGCCCGCUCAACGACACAGAACUGGAGGAAGGGGCCGCCGUCAUCGCCCACAAGGUGGGGGACCAGAUGGUGGUGCUCAUGGACCCCAGCGAGGACCCUGAGGACCCGCUGCGCACACACCGGUCCCGGGAGAAGACCUUCAUCUUUGACGCUGUGUUCGACCAGCACGCGUCCCAGGAGGACGUGUACCUGGCCACCACCCAGCAACUAGUGGAAGGCGUGGUUUCUGGGUACAAUGCAACAGUGUUUGCCUACGGCCCCUCAGGUGCUGGCAAGACCCACACGAUGCUAGGCGUGGACACGGAGCCUGGGAUCUACCUGCAGAUGCUCAGUGACCUCUUCCAGGCCAUCGAGGAGACCCGUGACAACACGGACUGCAGCGUGUCCAUGUCUUAUCUCGAGAUUUAUAACGAAGUGAUCCGGGACCUCCUGAGCCCAUCCUCGGGGUUUCUGGACCUGCGGGAAGAUUCUAGGGGCAGUAUCCAGAUUGCAGGCAUCACAGAGGUCUCCACCUCCAACGCCCAGGAGAUCAUGCAGCUCCUCACCAAAGGCAACCGGCAGCGCACGCAGGAGCCCACGGCCACCAACAAGACGUCGUCCCGCUCGCACGCGGUGCUGCAGGUCACCGUGCGCCGACGCGGCCGCGGCGCACACCUGGCGGAGGAAGUGCGCGUCGGCAGGCUCUUCAUGGUGGACCUGGCGGGCUCGGAGCGGGCGUCCCAGACCCAGAACCAAGGCAAGAGGAUGAAGGAGGGUGCCCACAUCAACCGCUCCCUGCUGGCACUGGGCAACUGCAUCAAUGCACUCAGCGAAAAGGGUGGCAGCCGGGCGCAGUAUGUGAACUUCCGGGACAGCAAACUGACGCGUCUGCUGAAGGACGCCCUGGGAGGGAACAGCCGGACCGUGAUGAUCGCCCACAUCAGCCCAGCCAGCACUCACUUCGAGGAGUCACGGACAACCCUGCUGUACGCCUACCGGGCCAAGAACAUCAAGACGAGGGUCAAGCGUAACCUGCUGAGCGUGUCCUACCACAUCGCGCAGUACAUGGACGUCAUCUCCGACCUGCGCGGGCAGAUCCAGCGCCUCAAGGCCAAGGUGGAGAGGCAGGAGAGGGAGCGGAGGGGCGAGCCUGGCGGCCGGGAUGCUCAAGCCACCAUCCCUGCCCCCGACGCAGAGGAGGACAGCCGCCUGAAGAUGAACAGGAUCCGGGCGCAGCUCAUCGGGGCCUUCAAGGAGCAGCUGGAGAUGCAGCGCAGCCUGGUGGAGCUGGAGAACACCAACAUUGAGCUGCAUGUGGACACGUCCCGCCACCUGCUGACCAUCGCCGACUGGGAGCGGGAAAAGACCCACCAUGUGACGCGCAGGGCCAGGACGCCCGAGAAGGAUGAGGAGGUGCUGGAGGCCGGCCCAGAAGGGGACGAGGGCCAGCCUGCAGAGCCGCAUGAGGUGGCCCUGGCCAGGGAGGAGGUCAACAUGCUCCUGGCCGAGCAGCGGAAAACUGCCGCCCUCAAGGUGCGGGAGAGACGGCAUGUCCACGGGCUCAGCCGGGGUGCUGAGAGUCGCUAACGCUCUUUGAUUGCAGCUGAUGCACCACGCCCUCCUGGGAUAGUCGUUCAGAGUAGGGCUGAUCACGACCAUCCUACAGGUGGGGAAACUGAGGCUCGGAGAUGAGCAGGAUUGUCCCCCAGCCCCAGAGAGCAGGACCUGACCUGAGUCCAUGCCCUUUCGAUCUAUGGUUGUGGCUACACUGGGGGUCACAGGGGGCUGUGGAAGCGAGGCCUGAGUGGCGGUGUGAUGUCUCCCAAGCCCUCUGCCUGCCCGUCUGUGCCGCUGUCCGUCGGCGU